This is a messenger RNA of Cladophialophora psammophila CBS 110553, 1431 nucleotides long. RefSeq lists its product as uncharacterized. The transcript has a single exon. NCBI's taxonomy places the organism in Eukaryota, Fungi, Ascomycota, Eurotiomycetes, Chaetothyriales, Herpotrichiellaceae. Gene Ontology annotation, cellular component: Smc5-Smc6 complex; nucleus. The coding region runs from base 1 to 1431 and encodes 476 amino acids. Gene Ontology annotation, biological process: DNA repair. The record is from RefSeq and is a predicted model, not a curated record.
AUGGCCCGUCUAAACACCCGCGCAGACUCCUCUGAUACCGAGAACGAGAGGCUCACGAGCUCUCCCAGUCUUCAUACACCAGAUACCUCGCACGCUCGUUCCGCUGAUACUCAGGCGUACGGCUCCGAUAAAGAGAACGAGCGUCGUCGUACAAGUGGGAAAAGGAAGAGAACGAGCCCUGCAGUCCAUAUGUCGGGUGGAACUCCAGGCGACUCUCGAAAGCGAAGGAGAACAGGGGGAGAAGAAUCACAGACCCCAUCGGCCCAACAAUACUAUGAUCCUGACCAGAAUCCCGAAGAACGACGCCAAGUCCGCAGGGGUUUGCGCAGUCUCUUCGCGAAACUCAACGAUUCCAAGGCCGAAUAUCUCCGGCCUGACUCGAAAGGCCUCGAGGAGACUCUCAGAGAAGCAGAUGAACUUUACAAGAAUGUCAAGCAAACUUCGGAAGCCACAAUUGAUUCGCGAUUGCUCCUCGAAACUGCAGCGCUGUCGUCCAGAAAGAUCAACAAUAUGACUCUGGGUGAUGGGACAACCUGUAUUGACGUGGACGACUUCAUCACCAAAUGCAUUGUAUUUAUGAAACAGGGUAACGAGCCAGGCAAGUGUCAUCAGAAUGAAGUCCCAAGCACUCAAACUCAAGGUCGACGGCGAAGACGGCGUCAGGAAGCGGAUGAAGACGACGAAGGCGAUACCAUGAAUUGGGAGUAUCUGGGGAAGAAUGCCUGCUUCCUGUACAACUCACGUCCUUGCUUGACUGGCUUUCUCCUUGGUCCUCUAUCGGUGCAGAAAAAAGUCCGGCAACAAACCCAGCGGAGGGCUCAAGACGCCCGUACCCAAUCCACACAAGCAGUGCGUCCGAUCCGGCUUGACGACGGAGACUUGGAGAGGCAAGAAUCGGCAAGUCUCACUGAGAUCUGCACCGAGAUUGCGCGGCUUCUGCAAAAGGCUAUGGUUACAAGCCGAGCCAAUGCAGAAGCAGAUGUCCGCAACGCAACAGGAGACCUUUCGGACCAAGACCUGCGAGAGAUCCUGCAGAGGAAUGUAAUAGCUGACAACGGGGGUUUGCCUCUUUUCAACUUCUGCGUGAACCCAAAAUCGUUUGGACAGACAGUCGAAAACAUGUUUUACGUGAGCUUUCUGAUCAAGGAAGGAAAGGUUUCUCUGGAACUCGACAGCCAGGGAUUGCCGACGCUGCGCCUCGAAGAGCUCAAGACUCUAGAAGAGAGGCAGGAGGCACAACGCAACCAAGCCAUCUUCACACUUGACUUUGACGUCUGGGAGGAUAUCAUUCGGGAUUUUGGCAUUGAGAAGAGCAUCAUCCCUCAUCGGACUGAGGGGAAGUACGAUGACGGGAUGCUAGAUUAUGCGCGCAUGGAGGACGAUGUUGACCUCAGUGAGGAAGAGCAGGAAGAUUCUGAUGCAUACUCCUGA